Anisakis simplex (herring worm) is the source of this 696-nucleotide messenger RNA. The record is from the annotation of a GenBank genome assembly. NCBI's taxonomy places the organism in Eukaryota, Metazoa, Nematoda, Chromadorea, Rhabditida, Anisakidae.
AAAAACAAAAAAACCCAGCAAAAGAGCAGUUUCGAGAAGGCGAUGAGUAAAUUUGUCGACAUUUGGGUGGAUGUAUCAUUGAGUAAUGUGAUGCGAGUCUUUACCGUUCUCGUGUUGAUGGCCUAUUGGACAUAUUCAGCUUAUGGUGUUGCGCAAAUCAAUGUCGGUCUCACUUCCGAGAAACUACUUGCAUACGAUUCACCGUUGUUACCGUUUGUGAAGAUUCAACGUGAUAUCAUUUUCCGAGAAGGAGGACAGAAAUUUUUCUUCUCGACUGGUUUCAAGAACGCUGUCGAGUGGUCGGAUAGGCUAACGGUACUACAAGAAUGGCGCACAAUCGCAAAGCAGUUCUCACACUUCAACGUCACCAUAUACGAACCGUUCAGUAUGUAUUCCGAUCAGUUACUCACAAUCGUACCAGUUACGAAAUCAACUGUGAUUUUCGCAUUCGGUUGUAUGGCCGUUGUGCUGAUGAUCUUCACGCCGUGUCUUACCACGAUAAUCACGUCGACAUUAUCAAUUCUCUCCAUUAAUUUGGGAGUGUUCGGUGCACUGAGUCAUUGGGAGAUCGAUCUGGAUCCCAUUUCAAUGGCCACAACUCUGAUGGCCAUAGGAUUCUCGGUUGACUUCAUUGCACAUAUCACAUUCCACUAUUAUAAAGGAUCAAUUUCAGUGAGUUUUUUAAAAAUUUUUUGA